This is a messenger RNA of Saccoglossus kowalevskii, 672 nucleotides long. RefSeq lists its product as uncharacterized. The record is from RefSeq and is a predicted model, not a curated record. NCBI's taxonomy places the organism in Eukaryota, Metazoa, Hemichordata, Enteropneusta, Harrimaniidae.
AUGACUGACCGAGUCAAAGCCAGUAAACCAAAGGGGAAUACAACAGAGGAAGAUUAUGUUUUUGUACCAUAUGAUGUUGUUGCGUUCGCACCAUAUAAUUUUGUAGUGUUUGCAUCAUAUAAUUUUGUAGUAUUUGUACCAUAUAAUGUAGCGUUCGCACCAUAUAAUGUUGUAGUGUUUGUACCAUAUGAUGUUGUAGCGUUCGCACUAUAUAAUGUUGUAGUGUUUGCACCAUAUGAUGUUGUAGCGUUCGCACUAUAUAAUUUUGUAGUGUUUGUACCAUAUGAUGUUGUAGCGUUCGCACCAUAUAAUUUCGUAGUAUUUGUACCAUAUGAUGUUGUAGCGUUCGCACCAUAUAAUUUUGUAGUGUUUGUACCAUAUGAUGUUGUAGCGUUCGCACCAUAUAAUUUUGUAGUAUUUGUACCAUAUGAUGUUGUAGCGUUCGCACCAUAUAAUUUUGUAGUAUUUCUACCAUAUGAUGUUGUAGCGUUCGCACCAUAUAAUUUUGUAGUGUUUGUAUCAUAUGAUGUUGUAGCGUUCGCACCAUAUAAUUUUGUAGUGUUUGUACCAUAUGAUGUUGUAGCGUUCGCACCAUAUAAUUUUGUAGUAUUUGUACCAUAUGAUGUUGUAACGUUCGCACCAUAUAAUUUUGUAGCUGUUUGUACCAUAUAA